AUGGUGCCCUCUCGCAGUGCCUCCUCCUCUCCGCGUCCCUGUCAUGCCUCAUCCCUUGUAUUUCACGGUGCCUCUAUCCCUCUCUCUCUCGCCGCGUCUCGCCUCCGUGCCUCCGUGCUUCCAUGCUUCCCUCGCCUCGCCGCACCGUGCCUCCAUCCCUCCCUCACCGCGCUGCCACUCCGUCUCUCGCGCCUGAUCGUAACAAAUGGGGAGUACAAGAGCUGCGUGCAUAGGGCAAUUACAAAUCCUGAUCGCGCAAGACUAUCAGUGGAAACAUUUCAUGAUCCAGCGAAGACGGUUAGGAUCUCCCCAGCUUCUGAACUGAUAGAUGAAUCACCGCCAGCCAAAUACCAGGGUGUUGUUUAUGGAGACUAUGUAAAAUCAUGUUCCAGCAUGAACUUUACGUGUCCUUCAUAUUGCGAGCUUAAUAGUUUCUUGCAGGUGUAUAAUGUAAAUGCUUUACACUUUCUGAAUUGCUAUGUUAUUUACACCAGGUCUGGAAAAAGUGAGGUUCAUGAUGGUUGCAUAUAUUUACUGAUGAACUGA
Molecule: messenger RNA, 546 nt
Organism: Arachis duranensis
Lineage: Eukaryota; Viridiplantae; Streptophyta; Magnoliopsida; Fabales; Fabaceae
Product: gibberellin 3-beta-dioxygenase 1-like
Exons: 4
Coding region: 1-546 (181 amino acids)
Source: RefSeq, a predicted model, not a curated record